AUGUCCUUGUCAACCACCAUCACGACCCCUACUGUCACAUAUGAACAGCCCCUGGGUUUGUUCAUUAAUAACAAAUUCGUCAAGGGCUCCGAAAGCAAGACCUUUGAGACCAUCAAUCCGACCAACGAGAAAGUCAUUACAGCCGUGCACGAAGCUACAGCGCAAGACGUCGACAUCGCUGUCAAGGCCGCUCGUGCCGCCUUCGAGGACACAUGGCGCCAGACAACCCCGACGGAACGCGGUCGCCUGCUCGUCAAGUUGGCAGAUCUUUUCGAGCGAGAUAUCGAAAUAUUGGCGGCCAUCGAAGCUCUGGACAAUGGAAAGGCUGUGUCUAUGGCCAAAGGAGAUGUCCAAAACUCCCAGGGCUGCUUGCGAUAUUAUGGUGGCUUUGCCGAUAAGAUUCACGGCCAGACCAUUGAUACAGAUCCCAAUAGCUUGACCUAUACCCGGCAUGAGCCUAUUGGCCUGCUCAUGUGGGCUUGGAAAAUCGGCCCUGCGAUAGCUACUGGAAAUACAGUUGUGCUCAAGACCGCGGAGCAAACGCCCCUGUCAGCUUUAUACGUUGCAAAAUUGAUAGUGGAGGCAGGAUUCCCCCCUGGUGUUAUUAACAUUUUGUCUGGAUUCGGCCGUGUCGCUGGAGCAGCUAUUUCCAGUCAUAUGGACAUAGAUAAAGUCGCCUUCACGGGAUCUACUGUGGUUGGUCGUGCGAUUAUGAGGGCGGCUGCUGACAGCAACCUAAAGAAGGUCACACUCGAGCUAGGGGGGAAGUCACCAAAUAUCAUCUUCGAUGAUGCUAAUAUCGACGAGGCCAUUUCCUGGGCCAAUUUUGGUAUCUUCUUUAACCACGGCCAAUGUUGUUCUGCGGGAUCUCGUCUGCUCGUCCAGGAGGGAAUUUACGAUAACUUUGUUGCCCGGUUCAAGGAACGUGCGGCUGAAAACAAACUAGGGGACCCUUUCAAGGAGGAUACGUAUCAGGGUCCCCAAGUCUCACAACUCCAAUUUGACCGAAUCAUGGAUUACCUCGAAUCUGGUAAGAAGGAGGGGGCUGUGGUGGCCACUGGUGGUAGUCGUCAUGGCUCAAAGGGAUACUUCAUCCAACCGACCGUGUUUACAAAUGUCACCUCCAAUAUGAGGAUUGCCCGAGAGGAGAUCUUUGGCCCUGUAGUUACAAUCCAGAAGUUCAAGGACGAGGCCGAGGCGAUCAAGAUUGGAAACAACACAGCCUAUGGACUUGCUGGAGCCGUCUUCACACAGAAUGUGAAGACAGCUGUCCGCAUGUCAAAUGCUCUCAGAUCCGGAACUGUAUGGAUCAACAGUUACGGCAACCUAUCCUAUCAAGCACCUUUUGGGGGCUUUAAAGAGUCAGGUAUCGGCCGCGAGUUGGGCAGUUAUGCAUUGGAGAAUUACACCCAAGUUAAGACAGUACGCCACAAUUUGGAUGAUUCUGGAGCCCCUUAG
Molecule: messenger RNA, 1458 nt
Organism: Clonostachys solani
Lineage: Eukaryota; Fungi; Ascomycota; Sordariomycetes; Hypocreales; Bionectriaceae
Source: the annotation of a GenBank genome assembly